Molecule: messenger RNA, 4992 nt
Organism: Sceloporus undulatus (fence lizard)
Lineage: Eukaryota; Metazoa; Chordata; Lepidosauria; Squamata; Phrynosomatidae
Gene: DOK4
Product: docking protein 4
Exons: 9
Coding region: 476-1468 (330 amino acids)
Biological process (GO): positive regulation of MAPK cascade; cell surface receptor protein tyrosine kinase signaling pathway
Cellular component (GO): cytoplasm
Source: RefSeq, a predicted model, not a curated record
UCAGGGUCGGCCUUGGUUCGGAGGCGCUGCUGCUCCAGUCCUGGGACCAUUCCUCCGGAGAGGAGCCCAGGCCAAGGCGCCUCCCUGGCCUCGCUCCUCCUCCUCCUCCCUGGUUGCUGCUGCCUCUGCUGGAGCCAUCCUGGGCCCUGGGGCUCCCUUCCUGCCUUCCCAGACACAGGAGGACACAAGAUAGAAACACCCAGCAGAAGAAGAAGGAGAAGCUCUCCGCCUCCAUUGGCCUCUCAGGUGAGCUCAGCAAAGGAGAGGAAGCAUCGAGCUUCCGAUGGGAACAAUGCUGAGAAAGAAGGGAGGGGAAUGGACCAGCCUGCUGGCGAAAGUCUGAAAACAGGUGAAUGGAGAAGGAGCAGAGAGGGAGGAGAGGAAAGAGAUUAACGCUAAGCUGUAGAAGAGGUGCCACGGAGAGCCUCUUUGGCUCGGCGGAGACGGAUUCUGGCUGCGCCGCUGUGGCCGAGCCAUGGCUACGAAUUUCAACGACAUUGUCAAACAGGGAUACGUGAAAAUGAAGAGCCGAAAGCUGGGGAUCUACCGACGUUGUUGGCUGGUAUUCCGGAAAUCAUCCAGCAAAGGACCCCAGCGGCUGGAAAAGUACCCGGAUGAGAAGUCGGUGUGUUUACGGGGUUGUCCAAAGGUCACGGAGAUCAGCAAUGUGAAAUGCAUCACAAGGCUGCCCAAGGAGACCAAACGGCAGGCUGUGGCCAUUGUUUUCACCGACGACUCGGCCCGGACGUUCACCUGCGAGUCCGAGCUGGAGGCCGAGGAGUGGUACAAGACGCUGUCCAUCGAGUGCCUGGGCGCCCGGCUCAACGACAUCAGCCUCGGAGAGCCGGAUUUGCUGGCCCCUGGGGUUCAGUGCGAACAAACAGAUCGCUUCAACGUCUUCCUCCUGCCCUGUCCCAACCUGGACAUUUAUGGCGAAUGUAAGCUGCAGAUCACCCAUGAAAACAUUUACCUCUGGGACAUGCACAACCCACGCGUCAAGCUGGUGUCCUGGCCCUUGUGUUCGUUGCGCCGCUACGGGCGAGACGCCACGCGGUUCACCUUUGAGGCUGGCAGCAGGAUGUGCGACGCUGGCGAAGGGCUCUACACUUUCCAAACCCAGGAAGGGGAACAGAUCUACCAGAGGGUCCACAGUGCCACCUUGGCCAUUGCCGAACAGCACAAACGCGUCCUGAUGGAGAUGGAGAAGAACGUGCGGCUGCUGAACAAGGGCACAGAGCACUACUCCUACCCCUGCACACCCACCACCAUGCUGCCACGCAGUGCCUACUGGCAUCAUAUCACCGGUUCUCAGAACAUCGCAGAAUCCUCUAACUACACCGGUGAUUCGUACUCGGGGCCCCAGGCCAGCUCAGAGACUGACCUCCUAAACCGCUUCAUCUUACUGAAGCCGAACGCUCCCCAAAAUGGAAAGACCGAAAGCAAAGAUCCCAAAUCGGCUUCACAGUGACAUAGCCCUGAACGGAGGGAGAGGCCCUGUCCGAGAGCCGGCUCAAGUCCAAGGAGAGCGGUCAGUCGGUCACUCAGCCGCACCGGAAGAUUUUCUUUUGUUGUUGUUCCAGUCCCUGCGCCUGUCUUUCCCACAAGGAUUUGGGGACAGCUUUUGAGCUACAAUGGAGGGUGAGUGGGAACGGAGCAUUGUUUGCACAGAAGUAGCUCCGAAGAGAAGGUUUUGGACCCCGGCAGCCUGAAUCUUCAUGCCUAGGAUGAGGCCCAGGGAUUGCAAGGACGGAGGACUAGCUAUAUAUUGUGACCACUAUUUUAAAUAUAUAAUAUUGCGUAUGCAUAUUCUGUAUAUCAAGAGAAUCUUCUUUUUCCCCCCACACGAAUGCACAUUUCUUAGCCAUCGAGGUGAAAUUUUUUAACCAUCGGUGGAACAGGACCGUGUGGUUUUCCGUGGUUUCUUUUUCAUAGAGCCCUCGAUGGCAGAGAGAAAAUUGACAUGAUGGAACAAAGUCUUCCCAAAUCUGUAGCUGGGAGCAGUUGGAAUUGAAUUCUCUAGAGGACAAAACCGUACUGUUUUGGAUUAAAACACACUGGAAGGUUUGGCUGCUGACAGAAGCCUCCUGCAGAGUUGGUUUUUCUGCAGAACCGGGAAUUGUCUCAGUCCUCAGCAGAGCAUUUGCUGUGGACAGAAACCAGGUCUUUCAGAGGCCAAAAAUAAAACCUACCCUCAACACAAUGAUCCUGUUGGUGAGAAAGGAAGAGUAGUGUUUGAGUCUGAAGAAGACAAAAGCCCAAAAUGGUUUGAAACGUUUGCGAUUUUGGAAAAACAGUCGGGUUCUCAGUUCUCUGAACCAGAGACACAGAGUGCACCAACCUUUUCUAAACUUGGCAUCCUCUCCCUCCAGAUUCUUUGGGCUGCAGCUCCCAUCAGCCCCUGACUGGGGUUGAUGGGAGCUGCAGUCCAAAGUGUCUGGAGAAGGAAGGUGCCAAGUUUAGAAGAGGUUGCUGCAGGUCCUUGAGACAUCUCAGGAGAAGCCAUGUUUGACUUCGGCACUAGCGUCAUUCCUUCAAGCCUUUCUGUGGGGGAGAUAGAGGCACGAACACACAACUCACACAACUCUCCCAACAUGGGCAGCCAGACCAGGGCCAGCAGGGCAGGCAGGAAAGUGUUUCAUUGGAUUUUUAUUUUUUAAAAACCCUAAUUAUUAUUUCCUCCACCGCCAUUUUGUGCAUCACAUUUGUCUUGUGGAUAUUUACAGAACAUUAGCUGCAAACAGUGGAAGCUGGUGACUCUUCUGUCAAUGGGACAGCGAGUCUGCUUUUUGGUUUGAUUCAGAAGUUUAAAAGAUGCAGGUUGGAGAAUGCCUUUAAGGUUCCUAACACCCACCCACACCCAAAUUACUGCAAAAGGAGGCAUAGGCAAUGAUGGUGGGUUGUUUCUUUGUGGGGAGGAGGGUGGCAUAUCUGUUGUGGGUUUGAAUCUGAAUUUUAAAAGGAGUUAUCUAGCCACUUCGCAUAACUGCUUUUUAAGUCCAGUGUGGACGCACUGCUCCCUUGACACAGGAAUCAUUCAGGGCCCAGGAGGGUUGGGUCUGACCCACCUUUUGAAAUGUGGGUGCAGCACCCCAACUAUAUAUUCUAGCAAGCCCCCCAAAACAAGGCCUUUUCCAAAUGGAAUAACGGUGAUGAGGUGGGAAGGAGCGGCUGUUAGAAAAUAUUGGAGACUGCCAUGUUUAGCAGUAGCUUGCCAGAAAGUUCUUCACUCCGUUCCACAAAGCAAAUGUCCCUGAUGCACACAAUCCCUCCCUCUGGCCUCCACCUUGGCCAGUGAGCCACCAACAAGGCAAAGCGGAGCUGAGCCAGCCAGCCACUUGAACUCGCCACCUCCUUGAGAUCCUCGAAGCCAAAUGGUCAGUUUAACCCUCCUUUUGAAUGGCCAGAGAUAGUCAACUGGUAACAAAGCACAGGUUGUCCCAUGGUUCACCCACUGACACUUUUCCUUGCUCUGGAGACAGCAGCAAUGCUGAAUGUGACAACCACAUGGUUACCAGCUUCUUGACUAGCCCUUGCUCCUGUGCACCCAAUAGCAGGGGCCCAUGCACACUACACACUUAUAGCACUACAAUUCCACUUUAACUGCCAUGGCAACAUCUUACCUAAUCCUGGGGUUGGUAGUUUGCUGAGGCACUAGAACUCUCUGCCAGAGGACUCUAAGAACCCUUUGCUCAACUGCAAAUCCCAGGAUGCCAUAGGAUGCAGAUAUGGCUGUAGAAAAUGCUUCACCUUCAAACCUUUUAUUGCCAUCUGAUAGACCCAGAUCAAACCAUCGCAAGUGGCAAAGGAUUAUCCGACAAUCCACUUUCCUGUCCACUUCUAGUCCUGCCAUGCAAGAGGCCAGUGCCUGCUCCAAUGCAGAGUUCAGACAUUUCCUUCUUUUUACAAAGUCUCUUUUGCCAUUUGCAUUUCUCACCCAUUUAGCAAUUUAAAAGAGGGAUGAGGUGAAACACUUGACACUGAGCGGCUGAGUUUCUCCCCCCCCCCCCAUUCCCCAAGCUGAAAUUUUUUAAAAGAAGCAAUUGAUUUUCUAAUUUUACUAUUUAUUGAAUAACUUUUAGAAGGGCUAUCUUUUUAUUGUAGUACAAACCUUGGUAUUGUGUUGUUUUGUGUUGUUUCUCUCUCUCUCUCUCUUUGUUUUCAAAAUAAUGCUGGAGGUACUUCUACUAUCUUGUGCUCUGUGUGUGUAAAUAACUGUGUGUUUGGAUCCUGUGUAUACCUGAAGGAAAGAAGAAAUUUCCAAGCAGAUCUGCCGAUGGGCGGGUGGCAAAAGGGAAGACACAAGGUAUCUCUAAAAGAGACCAGCGCCGCCCAAGAUGCCUUGCUCCAAUUCCAGUUCAAACCUAUUUUAAGACCAAAGUAUAGGAAGGGAAGGGAGAAGCGAUCCAUAUAACCACCAAUUCUGGGGAAAUUUGUCCUGUGGGUGAAACAUCCCCAGUGCCCAGCUUUCGUUGCUAAAUGCAACUUCUGAUGUCAUAUUAGUGCUCCCAAAGCCGUCCCAAAGAACCCAUCUGCAAUACUGUCAUCCAUGCAUUAUAUUUAAUUGAUUGCAAAGCCAUUUUUCUGUUUCUGCAUCAUACUAUUUUUCUUCAAGGCUUUCUAGGGCUCUGAACUCAUCACUACUUUCUCUAUUGAGAAGGCAUUUUUUGCCAAGGUUUAAAUGGGAUGGUGUUUAAAUGGGACUUACCCCUUCCCCGUUUUUAAUUCAUAAUAAUCAUGACUAUUAUUUAUAUGCCACUUUCCAUUCUGAGAGCAUCUCGGAACUGUGGAAAUAUAAAACAUUUUCAAGGAGGUUGCUGGAGGUGAUAAGACACAGCAAAAAUGUAAGAAUUGCAAAGUUCACAUCGAAUAACCUUGUUGUGUGUCUUCGGUUCAUUUCCGACUUAUGGAAACUCUUAAGACAAAUUAAUCAUGGGCUUUUUUAGGGGCAAGAUGGGUUCAGAGGGGGUUUGCCUUCCUCUGAGGCAGAGAGAG